GGCGAGGAAACUAUUAAGACGGCGAUUGAGCUCCAGCGAAUGACGCAUGGUGGUGGAGGGUGGCGGACGAUGGGACUAAGACAUAGUAGCAUUAUUAGAUUAUUAUAUUAAAAAUCUUUGAAGAAGAGAAGAAUUUGUUUGAUUCGCAUACCGGUGUCUUUCAAAUAUUUUCUUUCCCGUCUUUGAAGUUCUCUUGCCUUCAUCCCCCGACAGUUCAGUAGUCUCUUCUAUUUACAUGGAUGACAGCCAGAUGGAAAUUCUCGUGCAUUCAAAACCCCUUUUUGUCGAAUUCAGGAUCUGUUCUCAACCACGCAGACAUAAGUUCCCUUCUCUCAGCUUGCGGGAGAGAUGGAAAUCUUCAACUUGGUGCUACAAUCCAUGCCCGCAUCAUCAAGGAGAGACGGCCUUUUGAUUUCAGAAGCUCGAAUGGUAUCCGCAAUGCCCUAUUCAUUUGGAAUUCUCUCCUUGCUAUGUAUUCGAAAUGCGGUGAAAUAUUGGAUGCCGUUAAGCUGUUCGACCGUAUGCCUGUGAGAGAUACUGUAUCUUGGAACACAGUGAUUUCUGGGUUUUUGAGUAACAGGGAUUUUGACUCGGUAUAUAGUUUGUUUAAACAGAUGCAGCAGUCGGAGCGUGAGCGAUAUGAUAAAGCAUACUCUGCAACUGCUAUAGCUUGUGAUGGUGAGUCUUCAGGUCUAAAUGAGUGAUCAAAUAAGGUUUAGGUAUUUGUAGGUGGUUUUGAGCUGGAAAUUUCAGUGGGAAAUGCUCUAAUAACGUCGUAUUUCAAAUGUGGUUGUUUUAGUCAUGGAAGGCAGGUUUUUGAUGAAAUGCCUGAAAGGAAUGUUAUAACCUGGACGGCAGUGAUGUCAGGUUUACAAGCGUUGAAGGAAGGGCGUAAAAUUCAUGGCUUGCUCUGGAAAUUAGGAAUGCAGUCGGGUUUGCUCAUUGAAAGUGCAUUGAUGGAUUUGUAUUCAAAAUGUGGCUGUAUAGAAGCUGCGUGGAAGAUUUUUGAGUCAGCUGAAGAACUGGAUGUGGUUUCCUUGACUGUGAUACUCGUAGCUUUUGCUCAAAAUGGGUUGGAGGAAGAAGCUAUCCAGAUUUUUAUGAGAAUGGUGAAGUCAGGGAUUGAAAUUGAUCCAAACAUGAUUUCAGCUGUUCUGGGGGUAUUUAGUGUUGACACUUCUUUGGCUCUUGGCAAGCAGAUUCACUCCUUAAUCAUUAAAAGAACUUUAUUCAUAAUACUUUUGUUAGCAAUGGACUUAUAA
Neltuma alba is the source of this 1262-nucleotide messenger RNA. RefSeq names its product pentatricopeptide repeat-containing protein At3g05340-like. The transcript has 2 exons. Gene Ontology annotation, molecular function: RNA binding; protein binding. NCBI's taxonomy places the organism in Eukaryota, Viridiplantae, Streptophyta, Magnoliopsida, Fabales, Fabaceae. Gene Ontology annotation, biological process: RNA modification. The record is from RefSeq and is a predicted model, not a curated record.